This is a messenger RNA of Tetranychus urticae (two-spotted spider mite), 674 nucleotides long. RefSeq lists its product as uncharacterized. NCBI's taxonomy places the organism in Eukaryota, Metazoa, Arthropoda, Arachnida, Trombidiformes, Tetranychidae. The record is from RefSeq and is a predicted model, not a curated record.
UUCAUCUUGUUCAUAACACAUUGUAUUACUUUGAAUCUAACUGAAGCAUCAUCAUCGACAAUAAACCAUCUCAACAUGAAUUCAAAAACAUUGUUUGCUUUUGUUUUAGUUAACAUUUGUAUCAUCACUGUAACUGCUCAAGUGUACAACUAUGGAGUGACUGUUAGAACGGCCUCUAAAAAGUUCGAUAGCCAUGACGGUAAACUAAAGCUUUCAAUCACGAGUCCUAACAGUGACAACAGCAAGAAAAAUACAGCACAAGAGUUUGUAUUGACUCCAAAUGAUAUUAAGAUCAAAAGGGAAAAAAUUUAUACUGCAACAAUUUCAUCAAUCGCUCCAUUGCAAAACAUUACUUCGGUUUACCUUCGAUGGACUCUGGCCUCACCAUACAAUCCCUACUACGCAAUCAACAAGCCAAAAAUAUACUUCGAUUCAGUAACUCUAAGCACUGCAACACUCAAUCCCUACACACAUCUUGCUUCAUCUGAAAGUCGCAAGUUUUGUCCAACUACUAUUCCAAUCGGAAUUAAACAUGCGGAUGGAGCUACUUUCAAUUCUUGCUUUUGAAGAAAGCUAAAUAAAAGUUAUGAAACUUUAAAGCAACUAACUUUGUAAUAAUUUUUUAAGUGUUUUAUUAAAUAAAUUUCAAAUAAAUUUCCAUUUUGCAAAAUUAA